AUGGGGGAUUUUCGUCCUAUUUCUCUCGCAAAUUUUCAAUUUAAAAUUGUUGCGAAGAUUUUGGCGGAUAGGUUGGCAGUUAUCUGUAGGCGCAUUAUUUCACUGCAGCAACAGGGCUUUGUUCGUGACCGUAACAUCUCUGAAUGUGUUAUACUUGCCUCUGAGGUUAUCAAUUCGCUAACAAAGAAGCAGUUUGGUGGUAACAUAGUCAUCAAGGUGGACAUCCGCAAGGCCUUUGAUACUCUUGAUUGGAAUUUUCUUUUGGAGGUUUUGAAGCGAUUUGGGUUUACUAAACUCUCUAUAUUGGUGAAUGGAAACGCGGUGGGAUACUUCUCUUGUUCUAGAGGUGUACGCCAGGGGAAUCCCCUCUCACCGCUACUCUUUUGUCUUGCAGAGGAGGUUCUUAGUCGUGCUUUGGAGUUGGUGCGGACUUCUAAUAAUUUGCAGCCAAUGUCUUACUGUCGAGGCUGCCCCAUCUUCCAAGGUAAGCCCAAGUGUAUAUAUUUCCAACCUAUUGUGGAUCGCAUCAAAGUGAAGCUCGCUACAUGGAAAGGAGUUCUCCUGACUAUUAUGGGUCGAGUCCAAUUAGUUAAAUCGAUUGUGCACAGUAUGCUGGUGUAUUCUUUUCAUAUUUAUCGAUGGCCUAUCCGUUUUGUGACGAUGUUGGAUCAGUGGAUAAAAAAAUUUGUUUGGAGUGGGGAUAUUUUUACUCGCAAAAUCUACACGGUUUCUUGGAAACAAAUCUGCCUUCCUUGGGAGUCUGGUGGUCUUGAUUUGAAAUCCACCCGCUCUACUAACUCUACUCUGUUAUUGCAUCUAAGUUGGAAGCUCUUCACGCAAAAUACUCAAUGUUCUCAGAUUUUACAGCAGAGAUUUCUUUCCUUUGGAUUACCUCGCAAUCGUUACAUCAAGUCUUCCAUUUGGCCAGGUGUGAGGGACUUCUUACCGAUGGUGAAUGAGAAUUCAGUUUCGAUUGUGGGCCUAGGUACUGCUAUUAAUUUAUGGAUGGACAAUUGGUCGGGUAUAUCUUUGGCAGCGCGCCUGAAUGUCCUUUCUCAUAUGUUCCCUGCCCUCGAUGCGAAGCUGGCCUCGAUUAUUGUUGCUGGAAAAUGGAAAAUACCUAUUGUUCUCUGUAAUAUACCACUACUGGCUGAAGCUAUAUUAAGUAUCGUGAUACCGGUAACCCCCUUGGAAGAUAGGCAUAUUUGGAAACAUGCUUCAGAUGGUGUGCUGACUUCCAAGUUGGCGUAUCAGUUCUUGCUCCCUCCCUCGUCAAGCACACUUGGCCAGAAGCCAUAUGGCGCGCUUCAACGGUGUAGCUCUCAGAUGCAAGAUGUUUUAGCUUCAGCAAUUAUGCAUACGGUUUAUGCCAUCUGGUUGGCAAUAAACUCUAUUCGUUUCAGCUCUGACAAAGUUUCUAUUCAUGCUACUAUGUCCAAAAUUUCCUCCAUGGUUACUUUUUCCGGGUCUAAUUCCACCAGUAAUUGCUUGCCAACUGAUGUUGUAAUUUUGCAGAAUUUCAUGAUCCCUCCCUCUCAAAGGCGUGUGAAGGAAAUUCUUACGGUUUUUUGGAAGCCUCCCACCAUUAACUGGAUUAAGGCAAAUACUGAUGGUUCGGUUAUUAAUUCCAUAUCUACUUGUGGUGGAAUUUUCCAGGAUUUUCGUGGUACUUAUCUCGGUGCUUUUGCUAGCAAAAUAGGAGAUGGGUCGGUUUCAAGCAGAGAUCAUGGGAGUCAUCAUUGCUAUGGAUUAUGCUUCCCUCUCAAAGAGUGUGGUUAG
Medicago truncatula (barrel medic) is the source of this 1779-nucleotide messenger RNA. RefSeq lists its product as uncharacterized. Bases 1 to 1779 code for a protein of 592 amino acids. Lineage: Eukaryota; Viridiplantae; Streptophyta; Magnoliopsida; Fabales; Fabaceae. The transcript is spliced from 4 exons. The record is from RefSeq and is a predicted model, not a curated record.